AUGUCCUCGCACGAGAAAGCGCCCCUCCUCUCGCACCCGCGCUCCGUCGAUGGACGCCCGAAAUACACUCUCGUCAUCCAUGGAGGCGCGGGGACGAUGGACAAGUCGCGUUCGACCCCUGAGCUACGCGCGCAGUACAAGGCUGCACUCGCGCGUGCUCUCCUGGCAGGGCACGCUGUUCUGAGUGCGGGGGGAGAAGCUAUGGAUGCCGCAGUCGCUGCCGUCUCGUCCAUGGAAGACUGCCCACUGUUCAACUCGGGGAAGGGUGCUGUGUUCAACGUUGCCGGGAAGAACGAGCUCGAGACUUCCAUCAUGCUCUCGCGACCUCCCGCAAGCCACCCGAGCAUUCCCCCCACCCGCCGUGGUGCCGGUGUCACGCUCCUCACACAUGCGCGCAACCCGUCCAAGCUCGCGCGCGCCCUGUACCUCUCUCCGGCAGAGGCGCCCCACACGAUGUUCUCUGGCGCAGCUGCGGAGAGCAUUGGUGCCGCUCAAGGGAUAGAACUUGUGGACGAGAGCUACUUCUUCACCGACGCGCGCUGGCGCGAGCAUAGGCGGGGUCUCGGGCUACCUGACGAACCUUCUCCUCAGCCUGGAGAUCACAAGGGUGACAAUUCCUGGGUUCCUCUUGACCAGCUGCCUACCGGGACCGUGGGCGCCGUUGCUCUGGAUGAGCGAGGAUGCAUUGCAUCUGUCACGUCAACCGGCGGACGCACGAACAAGCUUGUGGGGCGAGUUGGCGACACGCCCAUAAUGGGCGCCGGCUUCUGGGCAGAGGAGUGGACUGUCAAGGGAUGGUUCCGCAAAGCAUGGCGCCGUGUGCGAAGGCAGAGCGAGACGGUUGCUGUAGGUGUCAGUGGCACAGGCGACGGCGACUAUUUCAUCCGUCUCGCGACGGGGUCGACUAUCGGCCGACGGAUGAAGUACCUGCACGAGCCUGUCGAACGUGCAGCAAAAGUUUGUGUGGAGGAGCUGCGCCGUGACGGAGGCGUCGGCGGCGUGAUCGCGCUGGACAACGCUGGGAACGUCGCGAUGCCUCUGAACUGCUCCGGUAUGUACAGGGGUGUUGUGCGGGAGGAUGGUGUGCCGAAGACGGCGAUCUUCGACGACGACGAGCUCGACUAGGUCAAUAGCAACAUGCCUUAGUGGCGCCGAUGCAUUUUGGGACAGUUGUCCAUCGGACUGUGAAACUGACACUCAUCCCUCGGGUCUCUGGACAGUGUAAGCAGUCGAGAAAGACGAAG
Molecule: messenger RNA, 1244 nt
Organism: Trametes versicolor FP-101664 SS1
Lineage: Eukaryota; Fungi; Basidiomycota; Agaricomycetes; Polyporales; Polyporaceae
Product: asparaginase
Exons: 5
Coding region: 1-1125 (374 amino acids)
Molecular function (GO): hydrolase activity
Source: RefSeq, a predicted model, not a curated record